AUGGCCUUUUUGGCGCUGCGCCGCGACGAUGUGGACGUGGAGCGCUUGGUGCGCCGCACCGCCACCACCUCUCUGCCGGAGCGGCGGCGGCAGCGCAGCCCUCGGCGACGGCCGACGUGGGAGCAGGAAAGUGUGCAACGCGGUAAGGGCCUGGGAAAGGUCACCAGACAACAAGUCACAGCUGAACUGAGACAUCUCCUGUCUGAACUGCGUGGAGAACCCAUCUUUUUGGGGGGUUAUGAGCAAGAACGACGGCUGUUGGACUUGACACUGGGAUUUUUGAAAACUUCUUCCUCCAGACGCUCAGCUUGCGAAAAUGGUUUGCUGAGUAUCCUGGAAACACAAGCAGGUGGUGGCAGCAGCAUCUACCAUGCACUGAUUCCUCGCUUACUGUUGACCUUCGCACCUGAUGGCCUGGAAAUUCAUAAAGAAAUAGCACUGCAUCACAGUUUUCUCCCAGCAGGUUUGACCCACGCCCUACCCCGGGCUGUGGCGGAUCUAGAACGCCUGCUGCGACGGGGCAAUGGAAGCAAUGGCGAUAGCAACCGGCCACCAGAGGGAUCAAGUGACAGCGAUGAAGAAACUGGACAUCAUCCCAGAGGCUCCACCUUUCAGUUGGAUUUGAUGCGAGUGGCUUUGGAUGGUGCCUUUUCCUGGGUGCAAUUGAUGUUGAUGUUGACCUACCAUGAUGAGUUGGUGGAAGCAUUGGCCAUGAAAAUCUUGCGGGAACGCAACAGCGAGCUGAUGAAUCAGUCAGAUUCCAAUCUGGAUCCAUUGGAUCCGUCGGGUCGGUUGGAUCAGUUGGAUCAGUUGGAUCAGGAUCCACCAUCCGAUUCCCUGGGUCCGGAGUUCUACGCCAGUCCCCGCGCAGCUUCGGAGGCGUCAGCUGCCUCAGUGUCUGACCAAGAGCCAGGCGGUGGCUCUGAGUCGGGGGAAAGUGAUGGAAGUGGUGGAAGUGGUGGAAAGAGAGGGACAGAAACAGCCGAAUCUCCACCGGUCAAGGAGGACAGAGCGGAUGGCUCUCAAACAUCGUUUUUCAGUGCCACCAGCCGCGAUCGCGGGCCUGAUGUGGCACACCCAUUUGGAGUCGAGGAAGAGGACGAAGCGGCCGAGGCGGAUCAAAGUCCCAGCAAGGCGUCCAGUCGGAAGCAUCUCCAAGUGGUGAAGGUGGAUUUCUUUGGAGGUCUUCUGGAUCUCUCAGAGUUUUCCCAACGUCUUCCAAGUUUGACAUCAUCUCGGCAGUCGGCCUUUUGCUGGCAGGUGGUUGCCCGUUUGGUACACCAACCUGUGCUUGCUGCUGAAUUCUGCGUCGAGGCCGCAAACUUUCGACACCUGGAACUGGCGUUGGACUCUGCGGAUGCCAAUGGUGGCUUGAAACGGGCCAAACGAAGUCCAUCCCUGGAGACAAGGCUCCACGCCUUGGAUGUGAUGACCCAACUGGUGACCAGUGGUCAACUCAUCAAAACGCUGGCGCGCUCCUGUCGUGGUGCAGAGGUGGACGCGGUGGGUAUGGCGGCGGCUGGCGCCGUGUGUGCUGUGCAUUCGGCGCUUCUGGACUUCGCACAUGAGUCUUUCCACUGGCAGGACUAUCCCAGUUGCGAUGCCUCCGGUGGCAACUCUGCGAAGUCGGGCUAUGCACGACAAGCUCGUCAUGCUCAGUGCAGCGCUUUGUUGCAAGCAUGGCUUGCCUUGCUGAGUGAAGCCAAAGGCGAUGGCUCCGUCCAGUCCCAACGAUCUGCUGCAGGUUUGGGCCUCCUCCAAGGGCUGCUGAAGAGUCGCCUCCGCGCCGAACGGCUUGGCGGCAGCAGCUUGCGGCUGCUGGCCACGGUGCUGAACCGCCAGGAGAUCUGCGGCUUGCUAUGCUUGGCCAUCCGGGCAACGGGUGAAGCGUUGCAGUUGGCACCCAAAGAACCGGUGAUCAAAGAGGUUGAUUUGAUGGUCUCCAAGCUGAUGGCCUUUUGGCCGCUCCUGGAGCUGCAGCCCCAUCUGUUGAGUUUGAUGGAAGCCGCUCCACUGGAAACGGUGGCGGAACAGGUGCUACCGCUGCUGAUGAAGGAGGUGAUCGGCCUGAAAGAUUGGUCCGACUGGGGUGAGCGUUGCUUGCGUUGCUGCGGCCGCGCCUUGAGACACCACCGGCCCAACUUCCGGUUCAACACGGUGCUGGUGCAGCUGGCCAUGCGAUUGGCCAAGCUGCUGACGACUUUCGUGAGGACGGAGACAGAGGGCCAAGCGGAGGCGCAGCUGUUGGCUCAGCUGCGACAGCAGCUGGCAUUGACCAGUGCUUUCUAUGCUUUUGUGGCCAGCCUUCUGGCCCAGAAAGGAGCCAACGGAGCCAACGGAGCUCAGGUGGACGUGAUCUCAUUGAAAUCCUCUGCCCAGAGCGAGUCGGACGGUGGAGGCGCUGGCGCGGUGGAAGGACAAGCUACGGCUGCACCUGCCUGGGAAAACAUCCUCAGUGUUUUGUGCAACGGAUUUGAGCUGAUAGCAAGGAGUUUGAUCGUUGUCUCGGUUGAAGACACCUUGGCCAAAAUCAGCGACCUGGCUGACGCGGCCGAGCCAGUUGCGUACCCGGAGGAGUUCAACAUUGACACGGACGAGAGCUCGUCGGAGGAAGUCGAAACGGUUGAGACCUUGGCAUCUGCAGAUGGGACCGGCGAUGGCGAUGCUGGAGAUGCUGGAGAUGAUGAUCCUGCAGAUCCAGAGACCGAGGUUAAGGUGCGGCUGCGAUUGAGAGCCUUGCUGCUGGAUGCUAAAGUCUCCCGCGAUGCCUGGUCCUUGCUGGCCAGCAUGGCCACAUCCUUGUUGCAGCUGGGCUCGGCGCCGGCGGUCUUUUCUCCAACGAUCCACCAGGAGCCUGGUGUCGCCCCUACCCUUCUGGCUGGAAAUUUUCAGCUUCGCUUUACCGAAGGCUUUCUGAUGACUUUAGCCAAAGCUCUUCUGCAGAGUGUUGGAAGAGGUUGGAAGAUUGCGGAGCCGUUGUUGACAGUACUGGUGCGGCUGCUGGUUGGGGCUGAGAUGAGCCUACCCAGUUAUGGAGUUUUGGUGCAAGCUCUUCUCCUUCAGCUGGAACCUCCCAACCUUCAACGCCUGGGCGGUUUGGAGAAAUGGUGGCUAUGGUGUGGCAGAGAUCCCAAACCGUGGACGCCCAAAUCUCCUGCCCGGGUGCAAACCCAGGAAAGCGACAGGAGCCAACACAGUCCCAAAGUGCAGGACUCAACAUCCAAAGAUGAGACAGAUUCGGAAGCGGAUUCCAACAGAUCGGAAGACAACAAGGUGUCUACCUUUCACAUGCUUCAGAGUAGCGAGGCUGAGGUGAGCGGAAUGUACACCAGUUUCUUCACCGACAGCGAACUAAGUUUGGAUGGACAGGCAGCGGCUGAAAGAAUACCUUCCAGCCGAUCUUUGCCAUCACGGUCGCACAGCAGCCGUGGAAGUCCUUUGGGUGGUGUGGAGGAGUCAGAAGAAUCCCACAGUGUGUCGCCAGAGAUCAAUGGACAGCCAGUGGGCAAGAUCCCAUCAUCAGGACACCAACGUGACCAAAAAUGGCUGGAAGAGCAGCUCCAAAAACAGCACUGGCAGGCCUUGUCCCUACUGGUGAGGAGCGCUGCAGAUGCCCCGGUGGCUGCGUUGUUGGGGAGUUCCAAUCGCUUCAUGGAACGCAUCUGUGCCUUCACUUGCUUCGCACUGUCGCCCUUGAUGGUGGAGAACCUUCCCCGUUUCGCCGAAAGUCAUCCACGUGGUAAGUUGAUCUCUACUUUGAGGCCUGGGCGAUUUCUGGAUCUUCCCAUGUCUUUCGAUCCCUUGGUGCAGCUGCACCAGCAGUUGAUGGAGACCGUUCAUCGCCCUGCGAUCGACCCCUACAGUUUGGUGCCCCCAGCACUUCAACAGCAGCUCUGUUGCAGCUUCCUACGCUUUUGGCACUCAGCAGAUCUCAUGGAGCAGGCCCCUAACUCGGUGAAUCUUCCCAUGGUGGAGCGCUUCCUCCAGCUGUUGCUGAGUUGGUGCAAGGACUCCAGCAUGCGGAGGUGCUUGGUCCGUGGCCGCAGUUGCGCUGCCUUGCGCUCGGUGCUGGCCUUCGUGGCGAAUGGCUCUCAGGAGCAGCGCUUGGAAAGUGCGGAGCAUGAGGAAAUUGCGAAGAAGUCAAUGGAGAAGAUGUUUGAUUUGACCAACUUUCUGGCCAUGGCUCAGCCGGAUCCCACAGAGGUGGAUGUGUCUUUCACCAUGCUCUGGCGCUUCAUGCUGCAGCCAUCCCUGGCCUUAGCGGAGUCACAGCGUGUCACCGUGAUCUCCUGGUGCCAAGAAGCGACGCUGCUGCGCAUCCUGCGGCAGGAUAUGCAGCUGCUGAAGCUGUUGAUUUCAUGGUACGAGCCGGAAGGUGAUUCUCAAGGAUCUGCCCACAGUUCCAUGCUGAAAAGUUUCAUGGAGAAACAUCCGCUGCUUCCGCAUCCGGUGAAGCUCUUGAUGCCCAAGGCCGAAGACGAAGUGCACGGCUUGUUCCCCUUGGAGACUCGCGCAGUGGCGCGAGAUCGCUCCCGGCUCCGCGGAGAUCUGGCUGACCUGGACUGUGAGGUGCCAGCCUGGACGCUGAUGCUGCGAGCUGAGAAGAUCAACGACCUCUUGCAGCGAAGCUGUCCCACAUGCCACGCUGUCCACGGGCGUCAAGAUGAAGGCACUGGAUCUCACAAUCUGGCAGAGAAGGAGGUCUUCUGGCGGCUGAAAUAUGAACGACGUGAAGAGGUCUUACGACCAACUGACCUUGACAGACGUGCCGACUCCUCAGAGCGUUCUAGGGCGAGCGAGAUGCUUUCAAAGUUUCCCAAACGGCUGGCGCAGUUGGCGGGCCGUGCUCGAGUGGCAGGUCCAACAUGCAGGAUCCGACCACAACUCUUCCAGGCUGCGGUGAAAGUGAGCUGCUUGUCCUUCAAACCAGCAUCUCCAGCCAUGCUUCCAUCGAUCUUGUGGCUGCUUCCCACUCUGGCUGCAGCCACUGGAGCCACUUGCGAAGCUGCCGACAGCUCCCUGUUCCAAGCAGCUCAUCCCUCAGUGCCCAAGUCCGUGAAGGCGGCGGCUGACGCCUCCAACAAGGUGAAUUUCUGCCUCGGAAACACCGGGCGUUGCUUCGAUUUCCCGGCCCUGCAUGGCAUCACCCGUGCGGGGCGCACGGUGUUUCACCGAUGUUCUGAGGUGGUCCGGACUUUUGAAAGCAUUCUGGGCAUCAUCUGCGACUAUUCCUCCCAGACACGGACCUUGCCCUUGCAGCUGGUGACGCUGAACAACUUCACCAAAACAGCUAUUCAAAAGGCCUUGAUUUUGGGUGGAGCAAUUGGAAGUGGAGAGGUGUACACCAGCUACAUGCCGAUCCUGAGCCCGGAUUUCUUCAAUGCCACCACCUUCAUUCCCUAUGCCAUUCAGGAGUACUCUUUCCUUAUCAACUUCCAGGCGGAUUUGGACCUGCGCCUGGGUCUCUUUGCCUUCGCCGUCCACGUGGGUGGCUACGUGGUCCCCACCGGGGUGGCACAUCGCGCCUACACGGCGGUGGCGGAAAUCAUUAACGAUGAUGAUGAUGGGAUGGAAUUUGCACAAGGUUCUGGAGACAAUUGGAAGAGCGAUACCUUUGCUGCACAGCUCAUUGGGCAUACCUUCAUUGCUGGGAUGUUGGAGCCAACCUAUGGAAACCACUUGAUCUUGGACUUGAGUGGUGAAGGCUUCUCCACGGGUCGUAUGCAAGUCUUGAAACGUGCAGCCUUGGCCAUUGCUCCCAAGAGCUUGCUGAGAGCGCGUGGCUUUCUGGAGACUGGAGUGAAUGGACCCAAGUUGACGGGAGUUGAAGUUCAAGUUGAGCCCCAGAAGUGGCUGAAGUUCGAACCAAAGGAUGGCACCAGAUGGAUCAUGGCCAAAGUGACUUUGUUUGCCUUGGCCAACUUCCUGCUACAAUGCUUCCACACUGGCAUUCAUUUGUACACUGGGGCAGUGACAUCUGCCAUCAAAAGGUCAAUACCAGUGGGUACCAACUUUGGCAAAGCCAUUCAGCCCAACACCUUGCAGACCAUCUUCGCUCUCUUCGAACAAGCGGCGGCUCUACACGCCUCGCAUGUUUGGAAUUGCAACAUCACGGCGAUUUGGACUCUCACUGUGGACAUUGCUCAGUUCUAUUUCAGCAGCCCGGAUCCACCCAAAGACAUCUUAGGGAUCACUGACUCAAGUCCUGAUUGGUGGGCUGGAAGUUCUCAAAGCUUCUAUGCUCCAAUCUCCGAUUUCGCAGAUGUAGUAGCUGCCGAAUCUACUUCAGAUCCCAUUAAUGCUCUUGCUUUGGCAAACUUGCAGACAGAGCUGCAGCAUGUGGGGAUUGCGACCGGUCAGAGUUCAGUGGAUGUGACAACUUCUGAAGGAUUGGCCAAACUCACCAAGAAUCUGCUUUUUGUGGCGGGAAUUUGUCAUUCUCACAUGUACUUGGGGCGUGAAUUCUUCACGCCUCUGAUGGGUUUCGUUGAAACGGCACCUUUCGGCCACUACCUGCAGCCUGGUUGGUCCAUCUGGGAUUCUUUAGGCUUUGAAGCCGUGGUCACAAAGAUUUGGUUCACCGUCCCCAGCACCAUCAGUCAGCAGAUGAUCUUGGCCUAUGGCACCACCUCAGGAUUCAGCAGUGGUGUUCCGGAGCUGGGAGAUGGACCAUACAUGGUUGCUUCCAACAGUAAUCUCAACUCGGCUGUGACCACUUUCAGGGCGGCCCAGCAGCGCAGCAAGACCGGAAGCAUUUCGGCGCCAUUGGCUCCUGAACCACCCUUCCCUACGGUGGUGGUGUACAACCAGUCCAAGCAUGCCACCAACUCGGUGCUGGCCGACAUCCGCGCCGUUUGGGGCAGCCGAGUUCGGGUGAUCCAAACCUUGGAGGAAGGCAACCAGCGGCUACCAGGGAUGGAUGCAGCGCUCUACGUGCGGCCCAAGUCUUGGGGCGAUUUGGAUCAUUUCAAAGAGCGAUUGGAUUUCAUGUGCACCCAGGACCAUGAACUUGCCCGUCAUCGAUCUUCCAGACAGGUGGUCUUCAUGCCCGGUUGGUCCGCCUUUGCCGAGUCCGCCGAAGCCGCCGUGGGGGUCGAGGCGCUGAAUUUGGUGUGGCCUGGGACGGAGCCCAAGGCAUCGCAGGGACUGGAGAAGAUUGGCUUCAAACGUAUCUGCGAAGCCGUUGGUGCGCCCACGCCGCCCUUCACCGUGCUGUCGGAGGAGGAUGCGCCCAAGGUGGACCUCACGGACCCCGAUGCCAAGGAGGCUUGUGUCAAGGAGUUUAUCGACAAGGUCCUGAAAAUGAAUUUCCACGAGAAGGGCUUGAUCAAGUCCAUCCACGGUGGUGGUGGCAAGGGCACAGCCCACUUGACCCACCCAGACAAGGAGCCAGAGGUGCGCCGCGCAGUGGAGAAGGUGGUCACCGAGAUGAAUCGGACGGAUGGCAUCUACUUCGAGCAGCGGGUAAACACAAAAGGUGAUGGACGCUUCUACCAGAUUGAGCUGGAGGCGGGUAUGCUGGUCACCUCCAGGGUGGAUGGUGAAACUGUUGCAGAAGGUGGUCGUUUCGUGUGGUUCAACUCGGCCUUGCAGAAGGUUGUGGAGAUUGGCCUCAACGACGAUAAGAUCACCAUGUUCAUGCCAGCAGAUCUCUAUCAGAAGUCUCGAAAGUGGGCUGGGGACAUUGCCAAAAUGGGCAAGAACAACACAAGGGCUACGAUGGAGGCCUUGGUCUUCCAGAAUGAGACGGGAGAGUUUGAGUGCACUUUCAUCGAGUGCAACCGACGUCCACAGGUGGAGAACGAAGCCCUUGCCUUGUUGCAGCGCGACGACAAGGGACAUCGUCGCUACACCUUUGCUGAGCUCAUGAUGCGUGCCAAGGGAUAUCCUGCCCCCCAGUUCGAGCCAGCCACAGACGCCAAUGUGGUGUUGCAUGCGCGCUGGUUGCAUGGCAACCCUGACAGCCAUGGAAAGAUCACAUACCAGGCUGGCAACAUCCUGGGAAUGAACGGACCCAGGCUGGACUACAUCAAGUCCGAGUUGAUGGCUCCGGGUGAGAUCUCCUUCACCUCCGAUCCACAGCUCGGCAAGGCAGUGAUCACAGCAGAUUCCUGGGAAGAGAUGUGCGACAACGCUGCGGAGUACUUCAGGCUGCGCACACCUGCUGUGAUGGGAGCUGCAUCCACCUAUGCCCAGACCAUGUACAACCUCUUCACCAGCCCAAAGUUCCGUGCAGGGAAAACCGCCUCCAAUGAGACCUUCGCUCACAUCGAUAUCCCGGAUCAUCCGGCACGAAGCGUGCUGACGGUCUUGAAAGAACAAGUGUCUCCGGUGAUCGUGAACGGAUACCGCAAGGGUGAGGGCAUCGACCCUGAUCGCUACCCAACCAAGAGUGUUUGUGCCGGGCUGGAGGAGCUAACUGACAAGCUGGCAACGUCUGCGCCUGAAAUCACCGCGUUCACUUGCUUCGCACGCGGAGAGGCGACCUAUGAGCAGUACGUGGGAGAUUUGAAACUUAAGUUGGAAAAGCAGGGCGGAGGCUGGGUCACGGUGGCACCACGUGACACCUGCCAGCAGGGCAAUGACUCAGAGAGUGCGGCUAUUUCGAACAUCUCCCGCAUCAACGCAGAAGUUUGGGCGCAGAAAGCUGGUUGCGUGGGUUACGAGACGGGCGGAGCCCAGUACCAAGCAGGACUCAUCCGCGGCUUCGAUCCUGCCACCAUCUUGCGCUUGGGUCUGCCAUAUAACAUGCCGGCCCAUUCCCUGCAACGUUCGCAGUACGUGAAUGGCUUGGCCGAAUUGACUCCAGAGAUCCGCCGCCCACUCUUCGAGUCCACUGCGGAGAUUGUGGCGCAACACUACCGCGGUGCAGGUGGCACCGACAGCUGGGUCCCUUGGCAGCCCUACAACUUCCAUGCCGGCAAUUUCUAUUGCGAGAAGACCGGCUAUUCUCCACAGGACGACACCACCUUGGAGUUGUUGGAUGCCAAGUGCUUGCCAAUGCCCAACUGGGUUUUCUCUCCGAAGUUUCCUUUGGAGGCGUUGAAGAAAUGGACCGAGCGCCAAAUCGACAUCUUUGAAAAGAAGGGCCUCGCUUUGCAGCAGCUUCGUAUCAAGAACCCGGGCCAGGGAGUGGAUUGGACCGCAGACACCUUGUGGGCUCACGUGGACACCAUCAUCCAGUGCUUCAGAGCCAGAGGCCUUCCUCCUCCAAUUGUCUACAUCCACAACCAUGACUUCAACGGCAUGGCACCACAUACCGGUGCUGAGUUGUUCCGCAAGGCUCACCAGGCCAACUUCCACACCCUGGUCAUUGAUGCUGCUCCUCGCAAGAAUGGCACGCACAAUGACAACACGGUGCUGCUGUCGGCCUUGAAUUUGGACGCAUCUCAGAAGGAGGCCCUGGCGGAGUACAACCACAACCAGCAGAUGAUCGAGAAUUUGAUUUGCCGCUUCGACAGCCGCACUUCGCAGAUGACACCCUGGGACUCUGAUUGGGCUGGUGGCACUGAAGGCUCUGAUAUCCGCAUUGCCAAAGAGUACUCCUUGGAUGUGCGCAAGAUCAACGACGCCAAGGAGAUCGCCAAUGAAGUCUUCCCCCUGGAGCGUGCGGUCACGCCGUUCUCGGAGUACAAGCUGCGUUUGGGCAUUGCCAUCAUGAUCGAGCCCGGAAUUGAGCCCAAGUCUGCUGACUCGGUGCGCAAGUGGGUGAACGGUGGCGGCAAGCUGAAGGUGGGCGGCGACGUCUUGGUCGGGCUCAGCCGAUGGGAGACCUUGGUACCCAAGACGAAGGAGGUGGAUCAACUGCUGAAGAACAUGCCGGAGGAGCUGGAAGCCGCCCUGGCGCAGAAGGCCAAACUCAUCGGCCCCGGCGACCUCCCGGCCACGCUGUCGCCGGCGCAGCGACAUACGGCGCUGGGCUUCCAGGCCAAGGGCCUGGAGUUCACCAAGGCGCAGGCCAAGGGUACGGAUCUGUCGCCUCUGCUCAUUGCACCUGAAGUGCUGCACAGCAGACCAAAGUCCCUGCGGGCGGGAACCAAGUUCCAAAUCCUCAUGGACAAGUUGGAUGGCUCUUUGCCCAAGAAGGAAGAGAUCAAGUUCCUGGGCUUCGGCUUGGCACCUGGAGCUGCCAGUGGGCCUGACAGCCUCGGACGGGAGUUGGUGCUCAGUUUCCUGCAUGAAGGACAGAAGGUUGAGGUGCAACUGCCAGACCCAGAUGCGGCUGCCAGCGCGGCAGCCGGGGCAAAGGGCCUUCGAAAAGCAACACCUGGCAACAAGAUGGAAGUUCCCACCGUUGUUCCCGGAGAAAUGCUCUCCUAUGCUGUGAAGGUGGGCGACAAAUUGACCAAGGGCCAGAUUUUGUGCGUGUUGGAGUCAAUGAAGAUGGAGAUGAAGAUCCCGGUGCCGGAUGAGUUGGACGGCUUGGUGGUCAAGGCGCUUCCUUGCCAGGGACGAACCAAGGAGGCGCAGGGCGACAUCUUGGCACCCGGAGAUCUCAUGGUGGAGCUCCAGGUGGGGACGAUGCGGUGA
Messenger RNA from Cladocopium goreaui, 10530 nucleotides. Lineage: Eukaryota; Dinophyceae; Suessiales; Symbiodiniaceae. The record is from the annotation of a GenBank genome assembly.